CUGUAGAAAUAGGUUAAAAAAUGUCGAAUUUAAUUUAUUGUCGACUAUGUGGAUUAGAAUUACCACUGCCUUGUAUAAAAACUUUGGAACAAAUAAAAGAUGAAAAUUUAGACACAAUUAUCUACCAAUGUUUACAUAUUAAUUUGAAUUUAAAUGAUGUGUUCCCCAAAACUACUUGUUAUAACUGUUGCAAUGCUGUUCUAGAAUAUCAUAACUUUCUAAACAAAGUUCAAAAUGUUCAAAUUAAAUUACGUGAAAUAUUUAUUGAAAAUGCACUAAAUAUUAAAACUGAAACUAAUGAUGAUGAGACAAGAAAUAUUGUAUAUGUACCACUAUUUUCGAAUAUCGAUGAUAAGGCAUCGAAGAAAACAGAAAAUAGUACCGCUACUAAUAAAAGUACGUUUCCAUUUAAUGAAGUGAAAUCAGAAGAUAAUGAUUCGUCUAAUGAAAUUGAAAUCAGUGAACCCACAGAAUUGAAAGAAGAAACAUCGGUAAAAAAAGAAGAAAAUCGAACUGAAACUUCUAAGCAAUGUUCAAAAUGUGAUUUUUAUUGUGAAUCAGCAACUGAUUUGGAAGAACAUAUUGAAUCAUUUCACGAUGAUUGGGUAUUUUCUGAAUCAGAAAGUAAAGAGUGUAAACCAAGUAAAAAGAGCCUUAGUAAAACAAAAAGACAAAAGAAAGCCUUAGUAAAAUAUGAUUGUGAAAAAUGUGGAAAAUCUUUUAAACAAAAAUCUCAUUUACAAAGACAUCAUUUUACCCAUGUUGAAGAUAAACCAAUCAAAUGUGAUGAAUGUGGUAAAAGAUUUAAACACCCCGAAGGAUUAAAAGAACAUUCAAGAAAACAUUUACCACCACAAGAAAAUAAUCAAUACAAAUGUGAUGUUUGCAAUAAAAUGUUAAUUUCAGCCAACGGUUUAUUAUAUCAUAAAAAGAUGCAUGAAGGGACGUAUGAAUAUAUUUGCGAAGUAUGUGGUGCUAAAUGUCGAACACAACAAAAUUUGGCUGGUCAUCGUCUCAUGCAUCAAACAGAAACUCCUUUUAAUUGUGAAAUAUGUACAAAAGCUUUUAAGACUGAAUAUGGGCUCAAGAAACAUCAAUUAGUUCACAGCGACGUAAAACCUCAUGUUUGUGAUGUUUGUGGACAAAAAUUUAAAGAAAAAAGAGGUUUGGUUCGUCAUCAUAAUUCACAUUCCAAAGAACUGCCAUUUGAAUGUAGUUAUUGUAAAAAAUGUUUUCGAGAAAAACGUUUUCUACAGGUUCAUCUUAGACAACACACAGGUGAACGUCCUUAUUCGUGUAAAGAAUGUAACCAUCAUUUUACAAAUUCCUCAAAUUAUAUAAAGCACAUGCGAGGUCGACACGGAAAUUACAAACCUAUUAAAAAUGUGAUAAUAUUAAGAAAUGCCGUAGAUUCGUAAUUUAAAUUUCGAAAUAAAAUAAUUUUAUAUUAUUUAA
Messenger RNA from Chrysoperla carnea, 1455 nucleotides. RefSeq names its product zinc finger protein 501-like. Gene Ontology annotation, biological process: regulation of transcription by RNA polymerase II. The transcript is spliced from 7 exons. Gene Ontology annotation, molecular function: chromatin insulator sequence binding; zinc ion binding; RNA polymerase II cis-regulatory region sequence-specific DNA binding. Bases 21 to 1418 code for a protein of 465 amino acids. The record is from RefSeq and is a predicted model, not a curated record. Gene Ontology annotation, cellular component: nucleus; chromosome. Lineage: Eukaryota; Metazoa; Arthropoda; Insecta; Neuroptera; Chrysopidae.